This is a messenger RNA of Choloepus didactylus (southern two-toed sloth), 2527 nucleotides long. It is a transcript of the gene CACUL1, whose product is annotated as CDK2 associated cullin domain 1. The transcript has 9 exons. Bases 280 to 1389 code for a protein of 369 amino acids. The record is from RefSeq and is a predicted model, not a curated record. Gene Ontology annotation, biological process: ubiquitin-dependent protein catabolic process. Gene Ontology annotation, molecular function: ubiquitin protein ligase binding. NCBI's taxonomy places the organism in Eukaryota, Metazoa, Chordata, Mammalia, Pilosa, Megalonychidae.
ACUGCCUGCUGGAAGCUGCUGAAAAAUGUCGUGAGGGGCCCCGGCGCUUUACGGCUGCCUCUUCCAGAAGAGAGCCGGGGAGCGCCCAGCGCCGUCAGCCUAGUCUUCUAAGAUAGUCGGCCCAGCGGGCAGUGAGGGACCCAGGGUGCUGCUGCCCUCCCCGCCGCGCCCGUUUCCGUCACCGGCGAUGUGAGUUCGAGGAGGCUGCGGUACCCCUGGCCCGGGGUUGAGACGGGCCGCAGGUGUCUGUGAGGCGGGCGGGUGCCGGGGGCCAGCAGGAUGGAGGAGAGCAUGGAAGAGGAGGAGGGGGGCAGCUACGAGGCGAUGAUGGACGAUCAGAACCACAACAACUGGGAGGCCGCCGUGGACGGCUUCCGGCAGCCUCCGCCACCCCCGCCGCCCCCCUCGUCGAUUCCAGCCUCUGUCCGAGAGCCUCCGGGGGGGCAGCUACUGACGGUGCCCGUGGUCUCCGUGGACAGGAAGGGCCCCAAGGAGGGGCUGUCGAUGGGACUGUCGCCACCGCCGGAGGCCAAUGGGGUGAUCAUGAUGUUGAAGAGCUGCGACGCGGCCGCUGCCGUGGCCAAGGCGGUCCCCACCCCCACCCCCAGCUCCACCAUCAACAUCAACACCUCCACCUCCAAGUUCUUAAUGAAUGUUAUAACUAUUGAAGAUUAUAAGAGCACAUACUGGCCAAAAUUAGAUGGUGCCAUAGAUCAACUUUUAACCCAGAGUCCUGGUGACUAUAUCCCCAUAUCCUAUGAACAGAUAUACAGUUGCGUGUAUAAAUGUGUAUGCCAGCAGCACUCGGAACAGAUGUAUAGUGAUCUGAUUAAAAAGAUAACUAAUCACUUAGAGAGAGUCUCAAAGGAGCUGCAGGCCAGCCCUCCAGAUCUCUAUAUUGAAAGAUUUAAUAUAGCUCUUGGACAAUACAUGGGAGCAUUACAGAGCAUUGUGCCUCUUUUCAUAUAUAUGAAUAAAUUUUACAUUGAAACCAAGCUUAACAGAGACUUAAAAGAUGACCUUAUAAAGCUGUUUACGGAACAUGUUGCAGAAAAGCACAUUUACAACCUAAUGCCUUUACUUUUAGAAGCCCAGUCAACACCAUUUCAGGUCACACCUUCGACUAUGGCAAAUAUUGUGAAAGGCCUGUAUACUCUCAGACCAGAGUGGGUUCAGAUGGCUCCAACUCUGUUCUCUAAAUUUAUUCCAAACAUUCUCCCUCCGGCGGUAGAAUCUGAACUUUCUGAAUAUGCUGCUCAAGAUCAGAAACUUCAAAGAGAACUUAUACAGAAUGGUUUUACAAGAGGUGACCAGUCCCGGAAGAGAGCUGGGGAUGAGUUGGCUUAUAACAGCUCAUCAGCAUGUGCAAGUUCCAGAGGGUACAGAUAGUGAAUGUAUUGAAUGUACUUUUAUUCCUGAAAAGAGGACACACUGGAGCUGCAGAGACUGUAUUCGGAGCACAGCGGGGUCCGUAGGCACUGGGAACUCUGUCACAAAACUGUUCUUGGAAGAGGAUGUUGGACUUCUUACUUUGGUUUGUAAUUUUGAAAAACAAAACUAACAAACAAAAACAAAACAGUCCAUUGCUGCUAGACUUGAGGAUGAUAUUGAAAUGGGACAAUCUUUUAAUGAGUUUAUCUACAGAUUCCAUGAGGAACAAGCAUCUUGAAAAGUGACCGUUGCUAAGUAAAAACCGGCAGCCAAAAUCAGCAGCUUCCUCCAAAAAUAUAAGAGCAGAAGAAUCUUUUUUCCUAAAGCACUUGUUUUCUUCAUUUGCAUAGUUGGCACUUCAGUGUAUUGGUUUCACAUCAAGAUAUCUUUGCUUUAAAAACAGAUCAUUAGAAUACAGUAUUUUUCACCCUUAACCAAAAUAACUCCUUUUAAAAGAGUUGGUCUUUGUUUAGCAUUAGAAAGUCUUAUUAAAGGAAAAUGCUAACUCUGCUUUUGCUGUAACUUUUCCCCCCAUUAGUUCAUAACUUUUUCUACUCUGUGCCUUGAGCCUGUGCACUUUGCAACUGUAUGACCAUGCUGUUAAACUCACAGAUACUUCCUGAAGAUGUUCAUGGUGUCACAAAAUAACCCACUGAGAGAUGUCAGGUAUGACUUCGUAGCAGGAUGCUAAUUAAGUGGGAAAAUAGAAACAUGCUGCACAUUGGUCAGUUUCUCCCCUGCUCCACUAUAAGCAUAUUCCUGUAAAUGUUGGGGACCAACUCUUGUGGAACAUUUCCAUUCUCUCCAUCACUUAACAUGAUUUCACCAGCUGCUGUAACAUUGGCAGUAUGCUGAUUUAAGGGUGAGAGGUACUUUAACACUAAAGCUCCCUUUUAAUACUGUUGAGAAUUAUCCAACAGAAGAGCUGCUUCCUGUGAUGCUCUAGGAAGCAGAUAUGGUAUUAAAUCCAAAUAUAAUCAGUGGUGUAGGAUUCUAAUCCAUUUCAUUUUUAAUGGGUGGGAUAAGUACUUUAAAAAAAAAAACCUCUGCAUCUUUUAAACAUCAUGUUCUUGAGUAAUGGGGAAGAAGUCACACU